Messenger RNA from Penaeus vannamei (Pacific white shrimp), 1065 nucleotides. NCBI's taxonomy places the organism in Eukaryota, Metazoa, Arthropoda, Malacostraca, Decapoda, Penaeidae. The record is from RefSeq and is a predicted model, not a curated record.
AUGAAAUGCACUGAGUGUGGUUCCUCCACCCACUCAUUCAGGGACUGUAAAAGUCAGGUUAAGAAAUGUCUUACCUGUGGGGGUGCCCACAGGACAUUUGCCAAUAGCUGCCCCAAGAGAAAGGAGGCAAUGAAGACUUCACAGGAGAAGUCUAAGGAAAAAGAAAAAGAGGAGACCAGACCUAUCAGGGCUGUGGCCCAAAAGGCAGCACAGGAAACUGUGCAGGCUACCACCAACGCCUGGAAGCCCUUAAUAAAUCAGGUCCGUCAAGACAUUAAGCAAAAAAACCCAGAUUCUGUAAUCCACCUUGCCCUCCCUGAUAAUCUGUCUAGAGAGAUACUCGUGGUCCUCCUCCACGCCCACUUUCAGAACCUUAUUGCCCCUGAGAAAGGGUUUAGAUACCACGCCAAGGCAGCUUUGGCAAACAACAAUCUCCCUGAUCUCGAUCUCGGAGAUUCAAACUCCUGGGGAAUCCUCAAAGUAAUUGAGCCCCCAACCAUGACUGUCCAGGCCCCUCCUGAAGCCCAGCCCCAGAGACCACAAACUGUACGAGUUCAGGUACAGGAGCCUCAGCUUGCCCAGACGUCAGAGCCUCAGCCUGCUGAGGCCCAGACAGUUGCACCCCAGUCAUCUCCCCAGGAGUCAACACCAACACCCGCACCCCCCACCACAGACCCCUCCCCUGGUCCAUCUGUGAGGCCAAAAUUCAUACACAUCCCCACAGAGGCUGAAGCCAGGGAUAUCCGCAGUGAUACCCCUCUCGACACACCUGGUCCCCCACCACCCACCCCUGACCAAACCGAACCAGGUUAUAGCCAUGUUGGUGAUGAGGGGAUGGAACGCCUCAUGGAUGGGACUGCCACAGACCCUACGUAUUAUGGCAUCCGCCUCUUUACAGUAAAUACAACUAAGUACGAGUACUCUGAUCGCUAUGAAAUAGGCCAAGAAAUUUGCAAUAAGCGAAUAAAGUGGUUACUGACGAAAGAGGAGCAUGCAAUCAUGGUCACGAUCAAGAAACUACACUAUCACAUAAAGUGGGAAACUUACAGGUCACCAACGACAUGA